AUGGCUGGUCCUUAUCUGGUUUGUAAUUUGAUGCUCUCCUACGCCAACUUUCUCCUCACCACCAUCACCGUCACUGCCACCACCUCCAAACCCUCCUUCUUCUUCUCUAUAAUCCUCUACACCAACCCUGCUCUUUUCUACCUUCUUAUCUCAUCGAGGUCCAGUGGAGAGGCUCAUGUAGAUGCAUACAACACAAUCCCCGUAGUUGUUUUCUUCGAUUCUGUACUUCACCUUCCAGCUUUGAAAAAUGAAAGGGAUGUUCUGAUUCGGACUGCAUACGAGCAAACUUCGUUAGUUCCUACUACGGCUGAGGCUGGUCAUGAUAUGUUCUCUUUUACGCCAUUUGAUUUCACUAUUGGAGUUCAAGGUGAUUAUAAUCCUCCUUUUGACAAUUGUGAGAAAGAGAAGGUGGCAAUGAAAGGAAAACAAGACCUAUUUUCCGAAGAUUUAGCACAACAGAUUGGUCAUUCCAUGGAACUGAUGGAAGCACCCUCCCAAUGCUGUCAACAAUUGGGUGCGUUGUUUGAAUUUUUCCCACGACCACAACCACAACCGAUCCAGAAAACCACAAAUUUUCUAACUAGCCAAACAGGAAGUGAUCAUCAAGAACCCGGAAAUGAAAUCUCGCCUCCUCUGCCAUAUUCUCUAUCAAGUCUAGAGCUUCUUAUGAACUACGGAAGUGGGAAAUAUGACAUUCUCGUAUAUUUUAUUUUAGCAGGUGGCAACACAAGCAACAAUGAAAAUCAUCGAAAGAAGAUAUCAACAGAAGAAAUCAUGAGAAUAGCUGGAGCAAGGUACAUACAGUUUUCCGACUCGAUGUACGAUGAUUACUCCAUGCUCAUGCACCCUUUUGGGCACGCUCUAUCAGGCCUGUCUGAAGAGGAAACAAGAGAUGUGGAGCUCGCUCAUCUUCUUCUAAAUGCAGCAGAGAAGGUUGGUUCUCAACAAUUUGAACGAGCAAGCAUGCUGCUGUCUCGUUGUGAAUGGGUUGCAUCGCAGCAGGGCAAUUCUGUGCAGAGAAUCGUCCACCACUUCUCUGUUGCACUCCGGGAGAGAAUCGACAGAGAGACUGGAAUUUUCCCAAGAAUAUCAUAUCUGGUUCAGGAGAAUUUAUCAUCAAAUGAUGGGUCGGGUUACGAGGUGUCCAUCUUAAAGCAUCGCCAAGAUCUUCCUUUCAGUCAAGUAAUGCAGUUUACAGCAAUUCAAUCCUUGAUUGAUAAUGUUGGAUCGGCUAAAAAGAUUCACUUGAUUGAUCUUGCAAUUAGAAGUGGAGUUCAUUGGACGGCAUUUAUGCACGCGCUUUGUGAGCGUGAACAGAUCAACCGAGUCCAGUUGCUUAAAAUUACUGCAAUCGGAUCAAUAGGAAAAAUUCAUCAGAUAGAAGACAUCGGGAAGAGACUAUCAAACUUCGCAAAAUCCAUGAACUUACCAUUCGCAUUCAAGGUUGUCUAUGUCCUAGACGUGAACGACAUCAGAGAAGAAAUGUUCGAAAUCAGAAACGACGAAACAUUAGCUGUCCAUUCCCAAUUCUUUCUAAGCACGUUGAUUUCCAGGCCGAGAUGUUUGGAAAAUCUAAUGAGAGUAAUCAGAAACCUCAAUCCUUGUAUAAUGGUGAUUCAAGAGGUCGAAGCCAACCACAAUUCACCUUCAUUCGUGAAUCGUUUCAUUGAAGCCUUGUUCUUCUACAGUGCUUAUUUCGAUUAUCUCGAAACAUGUAUGGAUCGGAGCAAUGCGCACAGAAUCAGAAACGAAGAGAUCUUAUGCAGUGGAAUUCGAAACAUUGUCGCGAUGGAGGGCAGCGAGAGACAAUCGAGAAAAGUUAAGUUGGAGGUGUGGAGGGCGUUCUUCGCUAGGUUUAAGAUGGUAGAGAUAGGGUUUAGCGAGUCGUCUCUGUACCUAGCGAGCUUGGUCGUGAAGCAGUUUCCGAGUGGAAGAUCGGUUAGCCUUCAAAACAACGGCAAGGGUUUUAUUGUUGGGUGGAAAGGAACGCCAUUGCACUCUGUUACUGCUUGGAAGUUCGGAAGAGAGAGACGGUCAGUGCCCGCGCCUUGCGGCGGGACUGAUCGUGAGAGGUGA
Messenger RNA from Tripterygium wilfordii, 2076 nucleotides. Its product is annotated as DELLA protein RGL1-like. Gene Ontology annotation, molecular function: sequence-specific DNA binding; DNA-binding transcription factor activity. Gene Ontology annotation, cellular component: nucleus. NCBI's taxonomy places the organism in Eukaryota, Viridiplantae, Streptophyta, Magnoliopsida, Celastrales, Celastraceae. The transcript has 7 exons. Gene Ontology annotation, biological process: regulation of DNA-templated transcription. Bases 1 to 2076 code for a protein of 691 amino acids. The record is from RefSeq and is a predicted model, not a curated record.